Messenger RNA from Solea senegalensis (Senegalese sole), 1256 nucleotides. RefSeq names its product BCL2 interacting protein 3 like a (gene bnip3la). Gene Ontology annotation, cellular component: nucleus; mitochondrial outer membrane; mitochondrial envelope. Gene Ontology annotation, biological process: defense response to virus; positive regulation of apoptotic process; mitochondrial outer membrane permeabilization. The transcript is spliced from 6 exons. The coding region runs from base 46 to 765 and encodes 239 amino acids. Lineage: Eukaryota; Metazoa; Chordata; Actinopteri; Pleuronectiformes; Soleidae. The record is from RefSeq and is a predicted model, not a curated record.
AGUGGCAGUGUUGACGGGAUGAAAGCAUAAACUGGGGGAGUCAACAUGUCCGCCGCUGCUGCUGCUGCUCAGCUAAACAAUAACGAGGAGCCCGCGCUUCACGGCUCUUGGGUCGAACUGGAGCUAAACGGGAACACGGGCUCCCAGGUGGUGCCGAGUAACCCGCCUGCGGCACCCCCUGCCGACCAGCUCAAUGCAAACGACACCGGCCUGAGUCAAACUCUGCAGAGUUUGGAGGUGGAGCACGGGAGCGAUGAGAACCUGAUCGGAGGACUGGAACACGUGCCGUCGUCGUCCUCCAUCCACAACGGAGACAUGGAGAAGAUUCUUCUGGACGCUCAGCACGAGUCCAGCUCGAGUAACUCCUCCUGUGACAGCCCUCACAGACCUCAAAGUCCACACCAGGAUGAAGGUCAGAUCAUCUUUGACGUGGAGAUGUCCAGUCCAGUCGGCUGUCAGUGGGAGGAAGAGGGUGCAGAGAAGGACAGAGAGGAGGACGUCCUCAUGAACAAAGAGGUCGAUUGGGUCGCUGAUUGGUCCAGCAGACCAGAAAACAUUCCACCAAAGGAGUUCCACUUCAGACAUCCCCGACGCUCGCCGUCUUUCAGUAUGAGAAAGAGUGGAGUCAUGAAGAAAGGAGGAAUCUUCUCCCCUGAAAUCCUCAAAGUCUUCAUCCCCUCUCUCCUCAUCUCACACAUCCUCGCCCUGGGCCUCGGGGUGUACAUCGGGAAGAGGAUCGCCACGGCCUCCAGCAGCUCGUACUGAACAGAGGAAGAAGCAGUGCCUGGAUGUUCUCGUGUCUCCGGCCCUCCUCGUGUCGUCAGGCCUCCUCUCUCUCUGUCUUCAUCCAGUUCUCUUCUAUUGUAGGUGUUAGCUGUAGAAAUGUACACACACAUCAUGUCAUGUGAUUUCACUGCAGCCGUCACCAUCUUGAAUCCAGUAGAUAAGAGAUACUACGUUUAGAGCUGGGUUAAAUGUAGUCGUCCCCUUUUUUCCUCGCUGAAAAUGAGUGAGAUAAGGAUCAUUCUUAACGUUUCUCCUCGUGUUUUGACGCCACGUGAUCCCCGACGCUGCACGUCUCUUCUCGUGUCUCCGUAUGAACCAAACACACGCGCUUCAUAUCCGUGAUACACACUGACUGAAUUGGCUCUGGGAGGAGGGGAAGAACAACAGAUAAGCCUUAUAACUUUUUCAGCGUAACAUUUGAGGUGAAGUUAAUUGGGGGAGGGAAUGUUGCACAAGUGGGGUUCAUUUUU